AUGGCGGACACCGCGGGCCGACCGGCGGCAUCUGCCUCAGCUACACGUCCCUUGUCACAGAGGGAGACAGAGACACGCGAUAUCUCCUCCAAGCCUGUGGACCUGGUGGCCGCUCGCCGGAUGUACGCCAAGACGGCGAACCUCAUCAUGCUCUGGAAGCACAUUUACGCUCGUUGGACGCCCGAGGAGCGCCAGGCCUUCCACUAUCCUCAUUGCAAGAUGGGCGAGAUACAGCGAUUCCUCGAGGGGGCGCCUGACACCUGGAAGGCGGUCGAGUACAAUUCCUUAGCCGUCUCGGACACCCACCUGCAUGCCCAGCUCGAGUCAAAGACGGCGAGGUUUGGGGAGGUCGCCCUUUUCAUUACGAGAACUUCCGAGCUGCCACGUGCCACCCGAAUGUGGGCAGACCUCGAAAGCAUAGAGUGUAGGGUGUUUGAUGAGGACAUGUCUGCCCAGUUGGCGGCGAUUGAGAAUAGUCGCUUGAGCGCCGAGGACGUCAAGAAUGCUCUGUUCUCAAGCCGGCUCUUGCGCGAUUUGCCCACGACGACAGAGGGGUGGCUGGACAUUACGAGAGAAGCUGAUUUGGAGAUCUUAGCAAUCCGCCGCCAGCUAAAUCGUUCGCACUGCGAGAUCGAGCGCCUCAACAACACCAUUUCAAAGAUGCCCAACGCGGACGCGGAAGGGGCGGCCGAACGCAAGAAGGCAGCGGAUGAGAAUCGCCACCUGCAAACGCGCCUACGUAUUGCGCUCAAGGAGAUCGAGGGCAUCAAAGAUGCCGCAUUGAGGAUGCCCACGAAGGAUAAGGAAGCCGCGGGCGAGCGCAAGAACGCCACCGACGAGGGUUCGACGCUCUCGGACUUGCGUAACGCAAAGGCGGACAACACGACGGCGUUGGGCUGGUUCGAUGACCUCAACGACGCCAUGUCGGUAACGGAGAUUAAGGAGAAGCUGCUUGAAACGGAAAAGGACUGGGAACUAAAGUACACCAGCAUGCUGGAGGAGGUGAAUCUGUAUAAUGACCUGUACAGGAACCAGAUCAACUCCCUCGAAAAGUCCAGGGCCGAAGCCCGGCAGUGGGAGCAUGGCCACGAUCUCCAGGUCCAAGAGGCGAAGCGCUGGCAGACAAAGUACGAGGCCGAGGCCGAAAAGGCCUCCAAUUACCAGGCUGAGGCCGGAAAGGCCUUCAAGUACCAGACCGUACAACACCUCGCCGAGGGCCAGGUGAAGCGUUUGGAGGCAGCACUCAAGGUGGCUACCGGCGAUUUGAACCGAUCGAACGCACAGUUGGAGGAAUACAGGGCCAAGGAUGAAGCCGCCAGGGCGGGCUCGUCUUCAUCCCAGAGACCCGAGACCAACCCCGCUCCGCGCUCGGAACCCAACUUGGCCAAGGCUUGGACUCGGCCGCGGCCCCCCCAAAUAAACGCUUAUCAACGACCCACCAAUCCUCCCGGAGCACGCCAGGGGCGCAGUGCAGGAGGGCACCCGGGAACCAGUGCAGGAGGGCGUCAUCAUCCGAACAACAUUCCGGGGACGACGCAACAGGCUGGCGCCCCCAGCUCCAGCUACUGGAGCCCGGCACAAGGCCCCCAGGCUCGGACACCGCCGUUCUCAGAGUGA
This is a messenger RNA of Cutaneotrichosporon cavernicola, 1617 nucleotides long. RefSeq lists its product as uncharacterized. The record is from RefSeq and is a predicted model, not a curated record. Bases 1 to 1617 code for a protein of 538 amino acids. The transcript has a single exon. NCBI's taxonomy places the organism in Eukaryota, Fungi, Basidiomycota, Tremellomycetes, Trichosporonales, Trichosporonaceae.